AUGACCAUCGUCGACUGGCAACAAAAAGCUCAGCUUAAGCAGUCUGAAGCUGCUAGCAAGAUCCCUCAAGAAUGGAGACUCUCUUCAGAUAUCCUGAAUGCCAUUUCAAGCGAGUCCAAUGUCCUUGACAUUCCCACAAAGUGCGGUAUUCUUUCUGCUCGCGAGCUCGACAUCACCGCAAACCACGACGCCACUGAUCUCCUGCAGAAAUUGGCGUCAAAAGAGCUCAGUGCUGUGGAUGUCACAACAGCCUUUUGCAAACGUGCUGCUAUUGCCCAGCAGCUUACGUUCUGCCUGACCGAAACGUUCUUCGACCAAGCACUCGACCGAGCUCGGCAACUGGAUGACCAUCUGGCGUCUACGGGAAAGACCAUUGGUCCCCUCCAUGGCCUUCCCAUCAGUCUGAAAGAGAGCUUCAAUGUUGCCGGCGUGCCAACCUCUCUUGGGUUUGUAUCCUACCUGGACCGUCCGGCCCCAACCACAAACUCGGCCUUGGUCGAUAUCCUCCUAACCGCCGGUGCUGUUCUUUACGUCAAAACCAAUGUUCCGCAGACCAUGAUGACGGCAGACUCGCAUAACAAUGUAUUUGGCCGCGUCCUCAACCCACACCGCCGGAGUCUCACCGCAGGGGGAAGCACAGGGGGCGAGGGUGCUCUGAUAGCCCUCCGUGGCUCGGUGCUAGGCAUCGGCACCGACAUUGCAGGAUCCAUCCGCAUCCCGGCGCUGUGCUGCGGAACAACCGGAUUUAAGCCAUCCGUUGGCCGGGUGCCAUGCGGGGGCCAAACAUCCGCCGGCCGAGUCGGUAUGGCAGGAAUUACGGCCGUAACAGGGCCGUUGUGCCAUUCCCUCAGGGACGCCGAGCUCCUCCUCCGGACUGUGUUCGACUCGCAGCCCGAGGAUCUCGACGACGGCGUCGUGGGCUUCCCCUGGUGUGAUGCGCCCGCAAAGGAUGUGCUCACAAUCGGCGUCAUGGCAGAGGACCCCAAGUACCCGAUUCAUCCACCCAUGCAGCGGACUCUGGCUCUCGCGGUAAAGAAGCUCGCCGCAGCCGGUCAUCGUAUUGUCGACUUGACCGGGAAAUUGCCCAGUAUCUCUGAUGCCUGUGAAUUGUCUUUCCGAUACUUCAACAUGGAUCCCGACCGGACAGCUUUGAAGAAGAUCUCCGACAGCGGCGAGCCCCCCGUCCCCUCCCUGCGCGUCACAUAUAAUGUCGACGAGCCCGGACCCGAGCCGACGCUGCGAGAACUAUAUGAUAUGAACGUGAGGCGGGGAGAAGUGAUGGCAGAGGCGCGGAAGGCGUUCCUCGAGAAUCAGCUGGAUGUUAUCAUCGGUCCGGGUUACCAGGGCUGUGCUCCUCCUCACGACGAAUACGGGACGCCAGCAUAUACCGUUUUCUGUAACUUGCUCGAUUAUCCAUCUUGCGUUCUUCCCUUUGGCAAGGCCGAUGAGGCUGCCGACGCCGAGUUUCUGAGGGAUGUCCAGUACUCCCCAGCGUACAAGCCCAAAGAAGUCGAAGGUGCACCAUGCCACGUGCAGAUCAUCGGUAGAAAGCUGAAGGAUGAGGCAUUGAUGCAGCACGCCAAGGUGAUUGAAAGUAUAUUAUUGAAGUAG
This is a messenger RNA of Aspergillus lentulus, 1611 nucleotides long. The record is from RefSeq and is a predicted model, not a curated record. NCBI's taxonomy places the organism in Eukaryota, Fungi, Ascomycota, Eurotiomycetes, Eurotiales, Aspergillaceae.